Messenger RNA from Penicillium daleae, 747 nucleotides. RefSeq lists its product as uncharacterized. The record is from RefSeq and is a predicted model, not a curated record. The transcript has a single exon. Lineage: Eukaryota; Fungi; Ascomycota; Eurotiomycetes; Eurotiales; Aspergillaceae. The coding region runs from base 1 to 747 and encodes 248 amino acids.
AUGGCUUCGUCAAAUACAAGAAGCAGUCCAGCCAUGUCGCAUUCAAGCACUGGGACAAAGUCCCCGGCCGCACAAAAUUCCACUCUGCCCCUGGACUCAUCGCGCUACGCCUCGGCCAUAAACGACCCGGACCAACCCAUCGAGCUCUCCGGCCCCGAUCACAAGCCCGCUUUCCCUCCGAAAUACACAAAACGUCCACCUUCCUAUCCAAGUUCGAGUGUGCAACCGCCAUCGACCGAGACUUAUCAAAGUCGGGAUCUCGGGACGGGCCGCUUGUACUAUCACAACCAAGGUCCCGAUGAACAUCGCCCGCCGGUGCACCAGCAAAUGUCCUACACUCAACCCCAACAAGACUAUUACCGCCCACAGCCACCCCAACAGCCUGUGCAACCUAUUCAGCAUCAGGCAGGGCACUAUGCAAUGCAAGACCAGUUUUACCACGGAGGACAGAGGCCCCAGGUCGCCGCGCAGAGACCAGAUGAUUACUAUCACGCCCAGUCUCAGGCCCACGCCCCGCCGCAGCAAAUCUAUGCCCCCAAGCAAGAGCAAUAUUACCAGGAACGGGGGCAGGGCGAGUACUACCAGCCGCGGCAGCCCCUUGAUCAGCAGCAGCACUACGGGGCGCAGGCAAGACAGGCGCCGCAAGGAGGCGCGCAGAUCAAGAUCGAGCCUGAUGUUAUCGAUCAGCUGAUAUCGAGGGCGACGCCGGAGAAACAGAAUGUUGGAGGGAGGAGCAGUCGGAAUUGA